This is a messenger RNA of Ylistrum balloti, 4851 nucleotides long. Its product is annotated as mucin-2-like. The record is from RefSeq and is a predicted model, not a curated record. The transcript is spliced from 9 exons. Lineage: Eukaryota; Metazoa; Mollusca; Bivalvia; Pectinida; Pectinidae. The coding region runs from base 84 to 2963 and encodes 959 amino acids.
AUAACUAACCCAACAUAAGGAAGGCUAUGCCUGAACGGUUCCAGAUCCCAUGAAACUGUAACAAGUUCAAAGUUUUUUAAAGCAUGGCGAGCAAGCAGCCCGAUGAUAAAGGACCAAGGACCAAUACGAAUCAAGACAAGAAUCACAUUCCAAGGGGCACAUUGGAAAAUCCUAUGUCACCAUUUCAAAGGAGCAACAUAUCUAAAAACGGGCAAACAAGAGGUAGACAUAAUGAUGAGUUGGAGUAUGAUGCUGUUAUGGACUCGGGGCCAACAACACACUCUCAAGCAUAUGAGUUUCAGGAUCAAAUACCAAACCUUGUUGACGUGGUUGUCAUAUAUUCCAAUGAGGAUUUUGAUCUUGUGAAAACUAAAUUUGUUCCAUGGCUCACAGACUUGGCAAGGGAAGCUGAAGAUAUUCUUUCAGAUCCAACAAUACAUUUGUAUGAUGAUUAUGAUAUUUUCCCACAAGUUAAUGUCCACAGACAAACAGAGGAAGUGUCAGCAAAAUGUAUGAAGAUAUUGGUUUUUAUCACUGAUAAUUUAAUGAAGAAUGAAAAGCUGAAACAUCUGGUGGAAGAACUGAUCGAACUGACAAAGUUUAUGGAUAAAGAUGAAGCCAGAAAUCACAUUGCCAAAAUAUCUGGUUUAACCAGUAAUCAGAAAAUUGUAGAAUAUCUUUUUGAUUGUAUUCUACGUCAAAGGGGAAAUGCUAUUAUCCCUGUUCAAACAAAAGCUGAAAAGAUUGGAUUUACAGGACUUAGGUCAAUUCGCUCAAUCCAGUUUUAUGAUUUAACAGAGAAUCCUCGUUUUAAAGAAUAUGUAGCAACUGGUGUCAUCAAGGCAGCUAUAAAGGAGAGAAAAUUACAAAAGAAUGUUGUUGGUCAUAUGAAAAGGAGUCAAAAUCGAGAUAUUAAUGAUUGUCCGAACAAUUCUUCUAGAAAACAAGCACAUGCUACUACAGUGCAUAAGAACAGGAAUCAGAAUCAAGGUUCUGCUGCCAGGGUAAUUUCAAACUCGGCUUCUGAUAAUCCUGUUGAAAAUCAAUUAAAUAAUGAAGCAAUCCUCUCCACUGGGCCCUCCAAUGACUGUAUCACUGGGCCCUCCACUGACCGUAUCACUGGGCCCUCCCCUGACCGUACCUCUGGGCCAUCCACUUACCGUACCACUGGGCCAUCCACUGACCGUACCACUGGGCCCCCCACUGACCGUAUCGCUGGGUCUUCCUCUGACCAUAUCACUGGAGCCUCCACUGACCGUAUCACAGGGCCCUCUACUGACCAUUUUACCAGGCCCUCCACCAGUUCUGAUGUUCCUGCAAAUCAGACAAAUGGCAUCCAGUCUGAUGUGCCACAUCCAAGUGAAGUAUGGAAGAAGGAGACAGAAGAAGUGAAUACCGUUGUCAUCAGUGAAGAGAUUCCAGCUGAUGGUGCUACAGCUGCUUCAUCCAAUGAGAAUACCAUUCAUGAUGACAGUUUAGAGACAGACCGGGUCAAAUCUGCUAUGGACAAGAGUGAAGACGGGAAGAUAAUAUCCUCAAAAUUAAGUGAGUCCGAAGAAUCCAAGUCAGAAAAUGACUCAGCAGAGACUAGUCUUGACAACACAGGUUUAGUUAAUGACUCAGGUGAUGCAGCAUUGAGGAGUUCAAAUUUAGACCAUUCAAAGGAGAGCAUGCUUAGUAUAGAUGUAGGAAAAGUGGAGGGAGAAACUUUCAUAAAAAAUGAAAUGAUGAUGGAUACCACAGACAGAGGGAGCAAGGUAAUAGAAAAUAUUUUAACCCACAGUGGAGUGCCUGAUCCUUUUGCAAGAGGAGUAAUGGCAGGUAUACCCUGUGCAGAAGGCUUAGCGGGAGAGCAUUCAGUUGGAAAGUCUAAUUCAACAGCACAUGUACCUGAAGAACCCCCUCCAGGCUACUUUCAAGGCCUGUACCCAUUCCUUACAGGUUUAAACAGUGACAAAAUGCCUGUUUUGAAUAUUGUCCACCAUCACCUCUAUCAGAAGUCUGAUCCACAACCUCCAGCACAGCCUUCUAAGCCCGAGAAACCAUCAACCAUCAAUGUGUAUGGUGCUAACACUGUAAUGAUUGGAAAACACUCUCAUGCCAUCAUGACAGAAACUGCAGUGAUAUCAAAGGAUCAUUUAAAAUCAAAUGAGCCUGAUGAUCCCACAACACCACAAGAAACAAAUGAAAAAGAAUCAUAUUCUGGGUCAGAAUCUUCAAGAAGUAUUUCUACAUCCAGUGAAGAAACAUUGUCAUCUCCUCCUCAUCAACUAAAUACUCUAAACUUUCCAGAGCCUGCAAAACAAAACAAGGAAUGGAGAACGGAUGAUCAGAAUGAUGACAAGAACAAUUCUGUUCAGCCGACAGCGAAAAUGGAGACUACGAAUGAUUUCAGCAGUAGUGAUGAAGAUAACUCUUUUGAACACAGCUCUUCAGUGUCCACAGACGAACAUAGCCCUCUUAAGGACAGCUGUCCUGUUUCCACACAGGGAGCAACAGGUGGUGGCUCAAAAAGCAAAUUGGAGGAAAGAAAGGAAACCAAUUUGAAAGAUAUAGAGGAAUUGAACAUUCCAAUAUCUACAACUAAAGCAGAUGACAUAUCAGGCUAUUCAAAUGACCAAACAUGGCAAGCAGAUGUUGAAGCUAUACUUGGUUCAUCUCUAACUACGGAUUUGGAGAGUCUAGUUGCCAGUGAGACACUGGGAAAAAGAGUGGACACUGAAACCUCAACACAUGUUAGAGAACAUCUGGUACACAACGAAGAAAGUCAGGCAGAAUUACAGACUAGAGUUAGAGAAGGACAGACAACAUAUUUGUUUGGCUCAGUGUUAGCUCAUAAGCAACAGUUCCAUCUAUUUCAGAGUGCUUUCAGGCCAAACCCUGUAGGUAUGAUGGCCCAGUGUCCUGUAUUAUCACAAGGAGAAAAUAUUAAUCACAAUGACCAGGAUGAUGAUCUUGAUUAAUUCUUUAGUAACAAAUUCUCCACAUGCAGCUUUACAGUAAUGUAAAUUACAAAGAAUAAUGUCAUGUGUAUUUCCAUAUAUGGAUAUUGCCUACUAGGAUCAACAGACACAAGAGUACCGAUGUAUAUUCAUAACCAGAUGGUUGCUGGACACAGAAAAAAAAGCUGUUUGACUUGCUAACAGGUGUUGUCUAAUUAGUGGUAUUUUCUUUAUUUGACAAUUAAAUUAAAAUGAUAAUUGUCUUUUUUUUUGCAACAUUUGGUUCUAUCAAAACAUCUCUUCCCAUUUUUACCUCGAUUCAGCAACUUUGUAAACUCUUCUCUCAGAGGAUAUGAAGUUUUCUUAUUAUAUUGUUUAAGUAAAUUUUCUAAAUAUCAAGAAGAAUUAUGAUCCUUGCAUAAUCAGACUGGCAGGACUGGUGUCACAUGUCCUGUGGAUAUUGAUUUGCCUUUGAAAUGUGACCAAAAAACGUAUAAAAAAUUUUUUUUUUUAAUCUUGUCAAGUUGUAUGUAUGUUUGCUCACCAAUGGUUUUAGGUGUACUUGCAAUUACAAACAUAUUGUGUAAAAUGUGAUCUAUACUUUGAGUGUGUAAUUGUUUACCUAGUACAAUGUUUAUGACUUGUACAAUGUAUUUAACUUUACAAUUUGUAUGCUUGUGAUGCAGGUUUACUUUUAACCAUAGUGAUCAGUUUUCUGGAUAAAUUAACCAGGUAUUAUAAAAUCAUAGAUAUUCGUUUGGCUCAUAUUUCUUUGUUUUACAAAAAUGUAUAUUUUUGUUGGCACUUAAUUUCAUGGAUAAAUCUUACUCACGAAAUCUACCUGUACUACUUUCCAUGUCAACGUUUAUCUGUUCACCAUCUUGUAGACUUUGUUGAUUAAAAGUAACAACAAGUUUAAUGAGAAUAAUCUCACUAAUGACUUUACUGUGGUAUAUAAUAUACCCAUGUUGUUUAUAUAAUAUUUUGUGACUUGAUUUUGUGUCGUGAUAAAGGGGGAAGAUUGUCUUGAAAAAUUUGACAAUUAACUCAUCCGCACUGUUGUUAUUAUGUCAUUGAUCAUUAACAAAUGUUUUUCCUGUUAAUAUUUCAUAUCAAAUAUAUAAAAAUACAAAGACAUUAAACAAUAACACUGGAAACGAUGUUCCAAAUUUUCAGGUCUUGCGGACAUCUUCAAGCCAUUACAUUGAUUGCUUCGACAUCAUGCUUUGUAUUUUUAUAUAUAAAUUAAACGGGUCUUAUAGAGCCAACGUCGCUAUCUAGGUAAGUGUGUGGUUCAGUGUGGUACUUCACUUGAGGUUGGAUACCUAGGGGUAUGCAGGGUGACUGACGGAAUAUCUACAUAAUAAAGGGUAAGGAGUUGAUAGCAACAAACUCAAGUGUCACCGGUUUAGUAGCUGGUUAGACUUUAUUGUCGACUAGUUUGGCCUGAUGAAGCCUCGACCGGAGGCAAAACUAAUCAACAAUAAAGUCAAACCAGCUACUAAACUGAUGACGCUUGAGUUUGUUGUGAUUGACUCCUUACCCUUUUUUAUACAUAUAUGAUGUAGAGGUAACAUUUUACAAAGCAAGUCUGUGAUAAUCUGUUUUAUUUCUUGGUAAAAAUAGUGUUUUCGCUGAUUUUAAUUUUUCCUGCAAAAUAUAUUUCCAGAGGCAGAGCUUGUUGAAUCUUUUGAGGGUGAAAUUACUUUUUUCUAUAAAUUUUAUGUAAGCAUUGGUGUAAAGAACUUUCUACUUCUUCAUCUCCUAGAUAUAUACAGUAUUUUCUAAAUUAUAUGAAUGUGACAGAGUUGUUAGUAAUCAGAUCUAAGUGGUCAGAAUGACCAAUAACUAUUGUACUGAGUUCCCUUGUGUCCUACAUGAACACUUUUUAUGUCAGUGAGAUUGAAGA